Nematolebias whitei (Rio pearlfish) is the source of this 951-nucleotide messenger RNA. Its product is annotated as microfibril-associated glycoprotein 4-like. The record is from RefSeq and is a predicted model, not a curated record. Lineage: Eukaryota; Metazoa; Chordata; Actinopteri; Cyprinodontiformes; Rivulidae. Gene Ontology annotation, biological process: elastic fiber assembly. The transcript is spliced from 6 exons. Bases 1 to 951 code for a protein of 316 amino acids.
AUGGAUCCCUCCUUGCCUGCCAUUCGGCCGACUCUGUACCCAACUUUGAUGAACCUCCUCUCAGGUGAUGCGCCCACAAGGCGGUGGCUUCCUGAUGAUUCUUUGGACAUGGCCCAGCUGAGCCCCAGAAUCCAAGGGUCAAUCACUAGGAACUCGCUGGCGAGCUCCUUCCUCCCAGGCCUGACUCCAAGGAGGUCCCCUGGUUUCUCUCUUCCAGGCAAGUUUCAGCUGUCAUCAGUCGUCCUUCUCUUGGCUCCUGUGUUAAUCAGCUGUCAAGAAACCUACCGGCCAGUUGACUGCAGCGACAUCUACAACCAUCAGAUCAGACAAAGUGGUGUACACACCAUCUAUCCCAUCAGAUCAACAUCUCAUUCUCAAUCUGCUGUUGAGGUGUACUGUGACAUGGAAUCAGAAGGAGGACGAUGGACGGUGUUCCAGAGGAGGAUGGACGGCUCGGUAAACUUCUACAGACCUUACGAUCAAUACAAAACAGGCUUUGGAAACGCUGCUGGAGAGUACUGGCUUGGUCUUGAGAAUCUCCACCAGCUGACUAGUCAUCAGAACUAUGAGCUGCUGGUCAACGUGGAAGACUUUGAAGGAAACACCAAAUUUGCUCUUUACUCUUCGUUUAGAGUAGAUUCUGAGUGUGAUGCUUAUCGUCUGCAUGUGACUGGAUUCAACAAUAAAGGAGGUGCUGGAGACAGCCUUCAUCAUCACAAUGGACGAAAAUUUUCCACUUUCGACAAAGACCAAGACGACUGGCCAAACAACUGUGCCAGAUCAUUCCUGGGCGCGUUUUGGUACGGCAACUGUCACGACACAAACCCUAAUGGGAUUUAUCAGUGGGGGGCUGAUAGCACUCACUAUGCUACUGGAGUGACUUGGGACAAAUGGAAGGGCGAGUACUACUCCCUGAAAAGUAUCAGCAUGAAGAUACGUCCUGUUCAAUAA